GGUUAUCCGCUGCGUCUCACCCCCGCACCUCGAUUGAGAUCCGAAAAUGUGCAGUCACCAUUUUGAUUCAACUUACGUUCCACCUUUAAUAAUUAUUUAUAUAAUAAACUAGCUGUUUUCCCGCGAUAUUUAUUUAUAGUAAUAUAAAAAGGCAUAACAGAAUUAGCAUAAUUAAAUUAGCAUAACAGAAAGCCCUAAAAUUAAAACUCUGCGUGAACUUUAGCACCGGUUUAAUUAACUUUGCAUUAAUUGGCACUAACCCACGAUACUUUAAAAUGUCAGUUAGGUGUCAUGAGUGCCAAUGUGUUUGGCAAUUUCUUUGGCAUCCCACCAAAAACGAAGCGUAGCUCCUGAAUGAUCAAACAUUAUAUUCUGUUUGUUUACCAAGUACAUGCUGUUAAUAAUUGUGAAGACAUUCUAGUUAACCGAUGUGCGUGAAAUAACUAGUUCCUUUAAUAAAGUGAAUUUGUGAACGUCAAUAUAACGUCGAGGUGAGUUAGGGAUAUAAAUAGGACAGAAACAGUUACGCCUGUCCAACGUAACUAUUCAAAUAGUAUUUCUAAUACCAGAGUAUUACGUUAUCGGUGUUGCAAAACUAGUAAAAGUUUAUGCAUAAAAACAUCUAAAUCUCUGUCUGUGUCAUUGGUUUUAACAUAACAAUCAAUUUUUGGUCACCCAUCCUAUAACCGACCUUUGCAAAGGUUAAUUAUUCAAAACAAUCUUUGGCCAAACGCACUCUCCAUUGCAUUAUCAACUUUGCAAUAUGGUGUUUAAGGUCAAUUAUAAAUUAUAAUAUUCAUACUUUUAGUACAAAAGGCCGUUGUUUGGCACAUAGGUACAUAGGCUUGCCUGUUUAAGUUCAUAAAUAAUGUUCAUAAUAUCUUUCAGAUCAAUAACAUAAAAAACCAUGAGCACUGUUAGAAUGCGGACCAACGUGAAACUUGCAAAACUAUUCUACAAAUAUUCAGAAGAACCAAAGGCAAAAGAUGAGCCCGCAGUAGAUGUAAAAGAAGAACCUAAAAUACGGACUGAAGAAAAAGACUAUGAGUCAUAUCCCCCGUACAACUUCUCCUGGUUCAUUGAAAAGAAAAUCGCUGCAAUGGGAUGGCCGCAAACUGUAGCUAAUCUUAAUUACGUAGCAGAUGCAGGCAUCCAUCAUCUGAUCACUCUAUCACCGGAGAAGCUGCCCCCGAUUUUAGAGUGCAAAAAGAAACUGAAAUGGUCUGAGAUUCGCAUAAAAGAGUUCGGUGCGCCGACAUUGAAGCAGAUCUUGAAGUUUAUAGAAAUUUGCGAGAGGGCAGAAAUCAGAGGAGAGGUGAUAGGUGUACAUUGCCGGCAUGGUCGUGGGCGCACUGGCACUAUGCUCGCAUGUUAUCUCGUUCACUUCAAAAAUAUGGCCCCCGAGCGUGCCGUGCUCACAGUCAGAGUACAGAGGCCUGGAUCCUGCGAAACAUAUGAACAAGAGAAAAUAGUGUGCCAUUACCACGAUUGCGUUCGAGGCACCAUUGAAAAACCAGACUACCGGUUGGUGGAAGACAAAUUAUAUUUUGACUUAUCUAUGAAGCACAUGUACAGUGACGAGGAAAGACCUACAGUGGGGGAAGAAGAAGAGACAAAAAAUGAAGAGGUUACAGAAGAGACUAAUCGGAAAAACACCAUAGAAGCAAAAAGGUUGCAGAUCAAGCAGCGAGUAGACACACUUCAAUUGCAGAAAAAUAAGAGAAUGAAAACAAUGGUUAUAAACCAUAAAAUUUAUUUUUAAUAUGUUUUAAACUAACAACACCAUAAAACCAAAAAAAAUGCCGCGUUUUUUUUUUUUAAUAAUAUUUAUCACAAUUUUUUUUGUAUACCGACAUCUUUCUCUCAAUAGUGGCAUACUAUCAAUACUACUGAGUUGUCAUUCGCUCACACCGAAUGAUUUUUUGUAUGUAAGUAGUGCACAUUCACGCGAAUACAGGUUUGGUAGAAGAAUUAUUUUGUCUUAGUUUAUUUAUUACAAUCAUAGUUUUUGUUUAUUUAUACAAGACAUUUCUUAAGCAUAUGCAAGCAAUAUGUAAAUAACAAAGUUCACUGUUAAUAAUAGGAUUGCCAACAAAACAAGUUGUCUAACAUUACAAUUAAGAAGCUCGAACAUAUAGUGCUUACAAUAAAAUUGUAAACCUUACAAAGUGUUAUGUUAUUAAGAGGAUUUCUAUUAUAUUUUAAAGUCUUCGGAUAUGACAGCCAAGCAAUCCAGGUUGAGCCCAAGGUCUAGGAGUCAAAUUUAUAGUUAAAAUACGAUGGUCUCGUCGCAACUGUACUCUGAUACUCUGAUUAAUGGAGUGCGAAAUUAACUGGUGUAUCUGAGUGACAUCGGUGAAAUUCCCACUGUUAAUUGAUCCAAACUGGAGGAUUUCAUCUCCUUCACACAGACCCUAAAAACAUUUUCAAUUUAGUCUAUAAGCCAAUUCAAUUUAGUUUAUUAGUUUAUGAGCAAAUGACGAUCUUUCUUUCAGCCUGUAAAGGUUGUGUCUACCUCGCGUGAGUAUUGCUUU
Molecule: messenger RNA, 2534 nt
Organism: Diatraea saccharalis (sugarcane borer)
Lineage: Eukaryota; Metazoa; Arthropoda; Insecta; Lepidoptera; Crambidae
Source: the annotation of a GenBank genome assembly